Messenger RNA from Rotaria sordida, 795 nucleotides. The record is from the annotation of a GenBank genome assembly. NCBI's taxonomy places the organism in Eukaryota, Metazoa, Rotifera, Eurotatoria, Philodinida, Philodinidae.
AUGGCAGAUGAACGUGAUAUAAAUACAGACUUUUUAUUGGUUUUACUUUGUGAUAUGCUUAAUGCUUAUUCUCAAUUGAAAGUUAUUCUUAUGUCUGCAACGAUUGAUGUAACGUUAUUUCGUCAAUAUUUUUUUAAUUGUUCAAUAGUAGAAAUUGAAGGGCGAACAUUUGGUGUUCGAGAAUAUUUUCUUGAAGAUAUGAUUCAAUUACUUAAUUUUCAACCAAUGAAUUCAUUAACAAGUCGAAAACAAAAUAAUAAAAAUCGACAAUUACAAGAUGAUGAUGACGAUCUUGGAUAUGAAGAUUCACAAGCAGAUGAUAUUGAGGAUGUUAAUUGUAAUGCCAUAUGUGGCAAAGAAUAUUCUCGACAAACAGCAGCAGCAAUGAGUCAAUUAAGUGAAAAAUCACUUUCAUUUCAACUAAUUGAAGCAUUAAUAAGUUAUAUCUGUAGUUUGAGUGAUGAUGGAGCUAUAUUAAUAUUUUUACCUGGAUGGAAUUUAAUUCAAGCAUUACUUAAAUAUUUUCAACAACAUCCAAGAUUUAGUAAAUUAUUUACAUUACCAAGUGCACCACAAACACCAUCAACAAAACUUAAACGUUCACAAUCAAUGAAUACAAAUCGUCAAGAAAUACCCGUUGGUCAAUCUGUUGCCAGUGUAACACGACCUUCACCAGGUUUUAUGGUUACAUUUGAUACACCUGAGGAAUUUACAAAUCAUGAUAUUGAAGAAUUAAAUAUACAACUUGAAAAAAAAUUAUUACCAACCGAUAGUGGUAGUCAUUUAUCACGUUGA